This is a messenger RNA of Geosmithia morbida, 1320 nucleotides long. Its product is annotated as C6 transcription factor. Gene Ontology annotation, cellular component: nucleus. NCBI's taxonomy places the organism in Eukaryota, Fungi, Ascomycota, Sordariomycetes, Hypocreales, Bionectriaceae. Gene Ontology annotation, biological process: positive regulation of transcription by RNA polymerase II. The transcript is spliced from 3 exons. The record is from RefSeq and is a predicted model, not a curated record. Gene Ontology annotation, molecular function: transcription cis-regulatory region binding; DNA-binding transcription factor activity. Bases 1 to 1320 code for a protein of 439 amino acids.
AUGGACUCUCCUUAUAGUCGUCACCGUCAAGACUCCAUGUCGUCCCCAGACUCCGCCUACUGGCCCCUAGAUCAAUUCGUCCUCGAUCCGGGUUACCUGGCAUACAGAGAAGAGCUGCGUCAUCUGAUAUUCAACACUGCCCAGACCGCUGCCCCUACGAGACAAGGCUCACCCCUCGACAUGUUUGACAGUCAAGGAACAUUUGCGAUCCAAGUCCCCCUGCUGGCCAGACACUGUCCGGCCCUGCUAUGCGCCCUCCUCGCCCUCUCAGCACGCCAGAUGGAACGGAAAGAAGGGAGGCAGCACUCGUUCGACAGCCUGGAACUAUACCAGGAUGCCAUACGACAUCUCAAUCCUCUCCUGCAGGCCCAGGCACGCGACCACACCGGCAACGACGGCGGCGAGAACGACGACGCCCGCCAGGGUGAUGGCGGCAAUGUCGGCAACCACCUCGUCAUCGUGCCCAUCUGCGUCAUCCUCUGCUGUCUGGAGAUGAUGUCCGCCAGCCCGCGCGACUGGAGGAGACACCUCGAGGGCUGCGCUACCCUGUUUGAAGCCUUUGGCGUGAAUGGCUUCAGUGGGGAUAUCCUACAGUCCGUCUUCUGGUGCUACGCUAGAAUGGACCUCUGCGGCGCUCUCAUAUCGGACGGCACACAGGCCACGCUCGUGCCAACCCACAAAUUCCUCCUACCGGGAAUGGACAACGACGACGGCCCUUCCCUCUUCAGCCAGCACCGAUCUCCGGAUAUGCACGCCAACUACGCCGUCUACCUGUGCUCCCUGGUGUGCGAGCUCAUCGCCGACCGCACACGCCACACCGAGAUGGGCGAGAAUAAUGGCUGUGAUGCCGCCACCUUUGACCGUCGCUGGUUGCGCCUCUGGCAUCUUCUCCAGGACUGGGUCCGCCAUCGUCCCGCCGAUCUCGUGCCCCUCAAGUCCAUCGAGACCCGGCCCUUCCCCCAGAUUCUCUUUGCUCACUGGGCUGCCAUAUCGUCCCACCAGCUAUACCACACGGCUUGCAUCCUCCUCCUGAGCUCUGUGCCGCAUAACCUCACCGCCCCGGAUCUCGGGCUCACCGGCUCUCCCAUAUGGCAUGCCAAGCGCAUCUGCGGCAUAUCCCUCACCAACCCACACCAGGGCUGCCUUAACAAUGCCAUCCAGCCCCUCUGGAUCGCCGGCCGUCUCCUUAGCCACAGGUCUGAACACCUCCUUCUCGUCGAGCUCAUCCGCAGCAUCGAGUCCAUGACAGGCUGGGCCACCUCCUGGCGAAUUUCAGACCUCGAGGCUGCCUGGGGAUACAAGAUCAGCACCGGUGAUUGA